AGCGAGAAAGGGGGAGUCGAACGCCGGCCGAGCGCGGGCGCGUCCAGUGGGCAUUGGUGGCGGGAACCGGACUUAGGGGGUCCCAGGAGAGGCCAGGGUUGGGGGCGCGCCUCGGACUGUCCUGGCCGUCCGCCGGGCUGCCCUGAGCCGACGUAGGAAUUGCGGGAAUGGUGGCGGCCCCCGAGGGACUUGGCGCGGGAUGCCCAGGGGAUCAAGGAGGGGCCGGGGCCAGCGGAGCAGAGAUGUCUGCGUUGCGGGCGCGGCCACCGCGCUUUAGACUUCAAUUUCCCCGACUGUACAAUGGGAGGAAGGCGGAGGCCGAGGGCUCCGCAGGGGAGAAAAGAGAAGAGAGAAGUCCCCACCCCCUUUUCUCUGGACUGGAGCUGACCCCUGGGGGAGGACUAGGGCGGCCCCUUGUGCCGGUUCUCCCUCCCCAUCUCAGGCGGCACCUAGGCCCGCUUCCACCCACAGGCCUGUGCUCCUUUCCCACCUGGAGCUCAGGCUGCCCUCUCCUUGGCCUCUGCUAUCCAGCUUCCAUCGACUCCCAGCCUCUGCACCCUCAGAAGACAAUCCAUGUCACCUCUAUGCCGCUAGGGCUGCCCCUGCGUGUCCUGGUCCUGGGGCCCAUGAUGGAGAGUUCUUGGGAGCACAGUGGGCUAGGGAGGCUGUGUGGCAUCAGGGGCUGCCUCCUUAGUCCUGCGGGGUCUGGUCCUAGAUGCCUUGGAUGGGCUGGAAAGGCUCUGCCCUAUGGGCCAGGCCCCCUCCCAGGUUCUGGUCCAUGGCGGGAGCUCCUCGCUGAGGCUUGUCCACACCUCCUUGCUCUACUCUUGCCCUUUAGGGUUUCCCUGGCUCUCCCAGGUCCUGGUGUCUCUUGGGCCACUGCCCCUCCCUCCCUGUCCCCUCAUUGCAGACCAGAUUCUGGGCUAAGCUGGCUUCUCUGUUCAUCGCCUCAGGGAGGCUGAGGGCAGCCCAGACAUGGCUGGCAGGAGACAGGCUUUGGGCCAGGUGGGUUUUGGUGGACGUGUGUGUUGCCUUCCUCACACUGGCCUGGGAAGUGCAGGUCUCUGACCACACACUGGUCCUGCCCCCAGGAAUCCACAGCCUAAGAGGGCAAUGGCUGGCUUCAGAGGCAACCCAACGGCCCAGAGACUUCCAUGCCCAAACCUGGGUUCUAGUCUUGAUUCACUUGCUGAGCAGCCCUGGGCCAGUCAUUGCCCCAGCAAACCUGCCUUCUCAUCUGUAAAAUAAGCCUGAUGGUGCAAGCAAUGCUUAACGAGGGUUGCGGUGGAGAGUAAAUGAGAGACAGGCAUUGGUUAUGGGGGACAGAUUGGGAUCUGUGCUUGAGCUUGGGAACCUGGGAGGGAGGCUCUUAGCCUUAUGGGGUUGGGGGGGACACCACAAGAGAUCGCUGUUGGCCGAGGAACAUGUGGACUGGAGUUGGAUUGGGAGCAAGCACCUGGCAUCACACCCUGCAAAAUGUAGGGCCUCUAGGUCUGCUGUGUAGGACCACAGCGCCUCGUGGCCCUCAGCAGUGACCUGAAAUCCCUCAGCAACUCCUGCUCCCGUUUAACCUGCCUGACUCCUGAGCCACCUCUGAGUGAGCUGGAACUGCCACCCCAAGUGUCUUGUGGGGGUCAGUCCUGUCUGCUGAAAGAUGUGUACACAUGAGAGCCAAGGCGAGCACAGCCUGAGGGAAGGCAAGGGCUUGAAGGAUGGGCUGAGAAGUUGUUUUGGUGUGUGUGUCAGGGGACCCUGAGGAGAUCACUGGUGUCAGGUGCUAAGUUGACAAAAGGAUGAGCUCCGGCCCCUAGGGAAGGAUCUGGGCCUGGGAAAUGUUGGCGGCCACAGAAGGGAGGGUUUGCCCCAUGGUCUGGAGGCUGAAGGGAGCAGUGGGAGUGCGGUGCUAAGGGUGGGCCCCUGGAAGUCUGUGCUGGGCCCAGAUGGGGGAAGGGAAGUGAGGAAUGGCAGGAGUUCAGAGCUGGGAUGCAGGGAGCCCUCGCAAGAGACUGCUCACCUCCCGGACAGGGCUGGGAGCUCUGGGUGGUGGGAAGGAGCAGUUUAGUGGCAGAGGUCCCCCAGCCCUUGCCCACAGAAUCAUGCAAGGGGCCCCUACAGUGUGGAAGCCAUGGGAUCCUGACUCCUGAUGGGGACUGGAGAAGCUCAGCUGCCCUCACUCUAGCUGGGGGAGCAGGAUGGUGGAUGGGGGAGAUGGGGGAGGGAAGGCAGGAGGCUUCAGCUUUCCAGGACCCCCGCAGGCCUCUGGCAUGCUUCUGGGCCUUGCACAGACUGUUGCCUUUGCCUGGAAUCUCCUUUCCUCUCUUCCCUGACCCUUCAAAUCCAGCAUGAAUACCCCCUCCCCUGAGAGCCCUUCCAGACUCCUCUGGCCCACAACCCCUUCCAUAGGACAAGCUUGUUUCAGAAGUUGCUGGGCAGGGUCUUUCUGCGGUUCCCACCUCUGCUGCUGCUCGCGUCAGCCCAGCUGUCACCUGGAAGAAAGGCUGCCUUGGUGCGCCAUGGAGAGGCAGUCAGUGCCACUCUGGUGCCUCCCUGCUGUCAGGGUAAUGGUUUCUGCCCAGAGGCCCCCAGGGCUGGUAUGUGUCUGCCCAUCUGUCACAGAGCAUUCACCUCUGGCCCCUCAGUGGCCUCUGCAAACCGUAAGCCAGGUACCAGAGGCCACUGAGUGACCAGGGAGCAGUGGCAGGGCCGUGCUGGAGUUGGUCUGGCUGACCCUCUUGCUCUCUCCUUUCAGCCUCCAGGGCUGCAUCAUCACAUCUUCAUCCCAGGGACCCCAAAAGUGGGUCUGCCUGCCUCCCGUCCUCAGCAUACCCACCCUCUGGGAGCUCCUGAGGCUGUGCACCUGGCACUGCCCCUUCAGCAGGCCAGCCUUCUGUCAGGGUCCCACCCCAGGCCCACUAGGGUCUAUGUUCUCAGGGCCAUUUAGAAGCCCCCCCCCCAUCUUGACCUCUUCAGGCAUGGUAGUGCCUGUCGUCAUGCCAGUAGAAGAUUCACUUGAGAGGUGUGGGUGCUGAGCCAUGUGGGUGAGGAGGUUGUCUCACUGUGGCCUGCUGUACCAGAGGGGAAGCCUCUUGCUCAGGGUCUCAGGGAGUGUGGGAUGGAGCAGGAGUGGGACCCCAUCUGGGUUCCUUGCAACACAGGGUGGGCACGUAGCACUUUGUGUGUGGAGUGGCCCCUUGGAGGGGGAGUCAGGUGAGGCAGCCCAUGGGGGUGAGUGGCCACGUCAGGCUGGGAAGAGGCAGGGCCUGUGGCCUCUCUGGCAUCUGGCCUGGACACGAGGGGGUGGAAGGGGGAUUCUGGGCCCCCAGCAGGGAGAAAGGCCCUGCGGCUCCAGGCGUUGCUGAUGUGGAGGCUGCUCUGGGGGCUGGGCUCAGUGCAGGGAGUAGGCUCUCAGCCCCAGUCCUGCCCACAUCCUGCCCCCAGGCUCUGAAAGCAGCAGCUGCACACCCCAGGGGCCGUGGGGGAAGGGACACCACUGGUGCCUGCCAGGGUACCUGGGGCCCAGCCCUCACAAGGUUCCUGAAGUUGGAGCUGCUAGCAACCCUGCAGGGAGGGAGAGAGGGAGGGAAGAUGUGCCAUGACACAGAGGAUGCUCACCUCCAGGCAACACUGGAGAUGGCCCUGCUCUCAUUGAUGGGUUCGGAGAGGGGCCUGGCCGGUCCCAGGGUCCUGGGGUUUGGGAGUCUUGUGCCCAGGCCUGGGCCACUCUAAAGGCCACUGGAGGGCUUGUGGUUGGGGCAGAGCUGAGCUGCCUGUCCAGCUAGUUCUCCUUUGCUUGUUGACCUCUCCACUCUCCCACUGAGUUCCCUUCCCACUGAGGUGCUGCUGCUCAGUCUACCUUCCAUUUCUUUCAACUACCUGCUCUGAGGUUUGGGUGAGAAUUCCACAGUGCGGUCUUCAGAUCCCCAACUGUCUCCUCAAACUGUAUGCACAUGACAACACAUCAAUUGUGUUCUCCUCAAUCCUUCUGUUUUUCAUUUCCAGGAUUUUUAUAUUAUUUCUCGUUCAUAUUUGCCUGUUCUUGUUUUGGUUCUGCCAAUAAUUCUCAUUCUUGUUUAUGGAUACUACUCCUUUAUCUCUUUGAAGAUCCUAAAUGUCUUUGAAAAUUAUUAGAUUACUAUAUUAUCUUCAUCUCUGGAAUGAAUUAAUCUCUAUAUUGAGGUCUUGGAAGUGGGGAGUGACCUGCACACCUGGGUAGUAGCCAGCUCUCAGGACAGUCUCCUGGGACAACUCUGCCUUAAGGCCCCCCCUGUGGGCUCAGGGCCUGUUGGGGUCAGGCUCAGCAGCAGGUGGCACAAAGCUCCCUGUGCUGUAGCAGCUGGGAUGCUGCCUGGCACAGAGUAGGUACUUGGAAACAUCUGCUGUGAGAAAGUAGUGGAGGAUUCUCAGGCUGGGAUUCUGGAACCCAGGAACAGGCCCAGUGUGGCUGCAACAGGCACAAGGCGCUAGGCUGGCUUUGGUACAUUGCCCUUAGCUGCACUCAGGAGCAGGUGUGCAGGGUCCUGCCUGGAAGUUGGCGGGCACUUCUAUCCACCGGGCUCUGGGGGGUACAGCCACCAUGUGGGCAUGUGUACAGAAAGCCUUGCUAGUCUGAUGUACAAGGAGCCAGGAAAUGUGCGGGUUUGAUUAAAUGGAGUUUUAAUUAAAGUGGCCAGACUGGUGAGGGUAAGGAGAAAGGCGGGAAGCAGCAGCAGUUUUGAGUCUAACUGCUGGGGAAUCCUGUGGGUUUGUCCUUUUGAGGCUUAUCAUGCACCUUCCCCAGCAUGUAACUCUGAUCUGUAUGGGAUGGCUUCUGCCCUCUGCCCUGUCCCCAAUAAGGGACAAUCACAAGGAAAUAUUACAUUAUUAAUAUUUCAUUUCCCCUCUUGGCUAGCAACAGAUGACUCAAGGAUUAAUUAGAGCCAACAGAGAGGAACAGGAAAUUGCCAGAUCCUGGCCCCGCCCCCAGCCCCCUCCCCCUGGGCCUCCAACCUUCCUGUCACUCUUGCUCUAGGAGGCCUCUGAAGGGAGGAAAGCAGAGAGGGGCCAGGAGGCCCUAGGAAAUCUUGCUGCUGCUGUUUUUCAUGGGCAUUCCCCCAGCUCUGUUCCACCCUUUUAUGCUCAUGGUAAAGCUGGGAGGGCAUUAGCCUCUUUGAGCCUUAGCUUCCUCAUCUGUAGAGUGAAGUUCAUGGGGCCAGCCAGUGAGAACACAGAUGACCCACAGACCUCUGCACCCUCAUUUCCUGAGCUCCCAAGCAGGCCGUGCAAACUAUUGUAGAGGGUCUGGAGUGGAGUCCAGGCAGCCGGGCCCUGGGAGAGCACAGGGCUUGGUGGCUCAGUGGUGGCUGGAGCCUUGUUUUCCCCAGCUGACUGUGUACGUUGAUUCCCAGUUCCUGUCAGUGACUCAUUAGUACCUUAAAACAGGCCAUCUUGGGAGCAUUUUACUACAAAACUCUGGCAAAGGCCCCAAGUUAGGGCACCCCCAACCCUGGGCUGAUUUGCGGUCUGACAGCUGGGAAGCUUCAACCUCCUCCCAGCUACCUCCGUGCCCUGCUCACCCCGCGGUGCCCUGGGCUCCACUGAUGUGCUCUGCUUGGGGCUGGGAGAUUCUAGUCUGGCAGAUAACCAGGUUGCCUGUGUGGCCAGGCAAGCUUCAACACGGGAUGUGCUGGCAGCUGCUGGAGGGCCUGCAGGAAAGCUGUAGAAGGCUGAUGGGGAGCCCAGUGUGCAGGGAGGCAGCCUUCCAGACCCAGCUGGCAGGGGUGUGUCUGGCUCCUUGCAGGGCUGACCUGGGCUGGAGGGUCUGUUGUAUCCAGUGAGACUGGGAAGGUACCCAAGGCUUGCUGGACAGUAGGAAGGUGCCUUCAGCUUAGUCAGGAAGGGUGCUGGUACCAGGUGCUGUGAGGCCUGAGAGCCCACAGUACAGAAGGUGAUGGGGAAGCCCCAAGGAUUUAGGGGUCCCGAGUCUGCCAGGAGAACCUCACCAAACAGAGGGCUUGGGUUAGGGUCCCCAAACACCCUUCUAUGCUGGGCAUCCCAGCCCACAUGGAGUCAGCCCAACAUCCAGGGCAGAUGCUAAUGAUGUGACCCCAUCAGUAGGGCUCCAGGCAGUGGGGCCAGACAGCCCACGUUCAGCUCCACAAAAACGUGGUACUUAUCUGGGUCAGGUGGAUCACUGGUGGCCCCACCUUAUCUGACCCUGGGAAGCACCCUCUGAAUCUGGAUGAUGGCCUAGGGCCAAGUCAGGUUUCUAGCCUGGGCUGGUUGGACUGGCAGAGGCUGUGUCUCUGUCAAUGCAGAUUCCCCAGGAAAGGCUGAGGCCAGGGUAAGAAGGCUGGCAGGGGGUUGUCCGGAGGCCAGGAAGGUGGAUGGGUGGCUCACUGGUGGUAGGAGGCAGGGUCCCUGGGGCUUGCUGGGUCUGACUGGACAGUGGCCCGCUGCUGGUGGUGCUGAACCUGGGAGGCCCCCAGAUGGGAGGCAGCUCUGGGGCUGUCACUUCACUCCUGCAGAACGAGGACGAGACACUGGACACAUAGCCUCUGCAGUCAGGGUGCCCCUGGUGAAUGCUACUCUGGGCUGCAGGCCGGGAACACCAAGGGACACUGUGUGGCCAGAGUUGGCACCAGGAGACUUGGUCUGCCCUACCUCCGCCAGUGACAUGCUUUGCAGGCGGCAGCCACUAUCCAUGUGCACCUGGACCAUGAAAGCCCAGGACUGCAGGAGGGGGUGGAUUUGGCAUGGAGGACACUGCUGGGCAGCACACGUACCACAGGAACUCUGAAGCUAAGCUGAGCCAAGAUGCCGCCAGAGCCCCUGGAGAGGGCCUGGUUUCUGAAGACUCGGAGUUGGCUGUGAAAAGCCCUUGGGGGGCCCCCCCAACGGCAGGGACGCUCCUGGCUCCUGUGAAGGGGCUCAGGGCCUGGGCAGGCCAGCUGUGCUGCAGCUAUGGACCGUGAGCUGGCCUGGCCUGCGUCCUUGCUGACCCUGCCCAUCUGCAGCUGUGCCCAACAUGGGCUCCUCGGUGUACAUCAUGGUGGAGCUGGCCAUUGCCGUGCUGGCCAUCCUGGGCAACGUGCUGGUGUGCUGGGCUGUGUGGCUGAACAGCAAUCUGCAGAACGUCACCAACUACUUUGUGGUAUCCCUGGCGGCAGCCGAUAUCGCCGUGGGGGUCCUUGCCAUCCCUUUUGCCAUAACCAUCAGCACGGGGUUCUGUGCCGCCUGCCACAGCUGCCUCUUCUUCGCCUGCUUCGUGCUAGUCCUCACGCAGAGUUCCAUCUUCAGCCUCCUGGCCAUCGCCAUUGACCGCUACAUCGCCAUCCGCAUCCCACUCCGGUACAAUGGCUUGGUGACAGGCACGAGGGCCAAGGGCAUCAUUGCAGUCUGCUGGGUGCUAUCGUUUGCCAUCGGCCUGACUCCCAUGCUAGGCUGGAACAACUGCAGUCAGCAGGAGGGCAGAAACCACUCGCAGGGCUGCAGGGUGGGCCAGGUGGCCUGUCUCUUUGAGGACGUGGUCCCCAUGAACUACAUGGUGUACUACAACUUCUUUGCUUGUGUCCUGGUGCCCCUGCUGCUCAUGCUGGGUGUCUACUUGCGGAUCUUCCUGGCAGCCCGGCGACAGCUGAAGCAGAUGGAGAGCCAGCCUCUGCCGGGGGAGCGAGCCCGGUCCACGCUGCAGAAGGAGGUCCACGCUGCCAAGUCACUGGCCAUCAUUGUGGGGCUCUUCGCCCUCUGCUGGCUGCCCCUGCACAUCAUCAACUGCUUCACCUUCUUCUGUCCCAAGUGCAGCCACGCCCCACCCUGGCUCAUGUACCUGACCAUCAUCCUCUCCCACACCAAUUCCGUGGUGAAUCCCUUCAUCUAUGCCUACCGCAUCCGCGAGUUCCGCCAGACCUUCCGCAAGAUCAUUCGCAGCCACAUCCUGAGGCAGCGGGAGCCCUUCAAAGCAGGUGGCACCAGUGCCCGGGCCCUGGCAGCUCACAGUAGCGACGCGGAGCAGAUCAGCCUCCGCCUCAAUGGCCACCCUCCCGGGGUGUGGGCCAACGGCAGUGCCCCCCAGCCUGAGCGGCGACCCAAUGGCUACACCCUGGGGCUGUUGAGUGGAGGGAGUGCCCGUGAGUCCCACCAGGACAUGGGCCUCCCAGAUGUGGAGCUCCUCAGACAGGAGCUCAAGGGAGAGCGCCCAGAGUCCCUGGGCCUCGAGGGUCCCCAAGCCCAGGAUGGAGCAGGAGUGUCCUGAUGAACCACUGAGUCUGCCCCUUCCUAAGGGAAGGAAAUCUUUCUCUUCCUGGUUGCUGGAACCAGUCACGUUGAGAGAAGAGUGCAUGUGCCGGAGACCCUUCUCAUGGCCGGUUUCCACUUUGGACUGAGGAGGGAGCCCCGGCUGGAGCAGCAUGAGGCCCAGAAGGAAGGGUUUGGAGUCCGAGGAAGUGGACGUUUCAUGCUGGGAGGCCCUGCAUCAGGCCAGAGCCCCAGCACGAGAGCAUCUUGGCUGGCCAGGGCUGGUCCCCAACUCCAGAAGCACCUAGAAGUGCCACCUUGUCUCCGCAGAGCAGCUGUGGCAGAGCAGGUUGGCUGGCCUGAGGCUGGGGAGUGGUUCCAAAAGGCCCCCCUGCCACACACACACCACCCUCCCCAGACUUUCCAAGGAUUCAGGAGCUAUUGUGCUCAGAGGUGGCGUUUGACUAUUUUUUCCAGGAGAAAAUGUAAGUGUGAGGAAACCCUUUUAAUCUUCCCUGCCUGGUUGCUGGCUCUGUUUCAGCCCUGCUGCUAACCUGGCACCAGGAGUUGGCCCAGGGAGACCCAGGCAGCCCUCUCCCGCUGCCAUGAGCUGUCAUGCACGUCUCCUUCGAGGACAGCGAGUUGUAAUGGAGCCGUGCCAGAGCGUGGGCGCAGGGGAGGAUGUCGGGGCUGGCCAGCAUGGGUUAGCCUGGGGAGCUCAGAGCUGCCCAGGUAGAGGCCCUAUCUAACUGCCUUUCCUUCUGAAGGGAAUGUUUUUUUUUUCUGAGAUACAAUAAAAAUGAGCCACGUUGUGUUUUAAGCUUG
Molecule: messenger RNA, 9036 nt
Organism: Orcinus orca (killer whale)
Lineage: Eukaryota; Metazoa; Chordata; Mammalia; Artiodactyla; Delphinidae
Gene: ADORA2A
Product: adenosine A2a receptor
Exons: 4
Coding region: 7004-8230 (408 amino acids)
Biological process (GO): adenylate cyclase-activating G protein-coupled receptor signaling pathway; G protein-coupled adenosine receptor signaling pathway
Cellular component (GO): membrane
Molecular function (GO): G protein-coupled adenosine receptor activity
Source: RefSeq, a predicted model, not a curated record